This is a messenger RNA of Diversispora eburnea, 630 nucleotides long. The record is from the annotation of a GenBank genome assembly. NCBI's taxonomy places the organism in Eukaryota, Fungi, Glomeromycota, Glomeromycetes, Diversisporales, Diversisporaceae.
AUGUCAUUUUAUCCUGUAAUUUGUUUAAGUGCUUCUAAGAUGGUGAUUGAUUCAGGAGAAAAAGGAAUGGAAAGAAGGGAUGGAUUUCUUUAUAUUCAAGGUUCUGCUGAUGAUCAUGAAAUGUGGUCAAUGGGUUUAACAUCAUCCCAAUUUUGGAAAUAUCAAAAAGAAAUUUUAGAUACAAAUGAUCCAAUAGAAUGUGAAAAAAGAGUUAAAGAAAUUGUGACCAGAGAGAAAAUCAACAAUUAUAAUAUUGAAGAAAAAAUAAUUACUAAAGAUUCUUUUGAAAAUACUUUUUUUAACUUUAUAGGAAAUUCAAAUAUAGCUAUAGGAAAUUACAAAAGAAAAAAAGGACAAAAUAAAUUAUUUUCAAGUAUUCCAAUUGCUUUAGAAUUUGUUAAAAAACCUUUGGAAGAAAAAAAAAGAAUUUUAAUUCAUUGCAAAGUAGGAAUUGAUAGAAGUGUUGGCAUUUGUUUGGCUAUAUUGAUAAAUUAUUUUGAUGAUGAAGUUGUAACCAAAGACUUAAUACAAAAAAGAUUGUUAUUAAUUACAAAAUACAGAAUCAAGGCUAAUCCAACCAGAGCAACAUUAAAAAAGGUUAAUAAUUAUUUUAUGAGUAAUUUACAAUGA